Prorocentrum cordatum is the source of this 4687-nucleotide messenger RNA. The record is from the annotation of a GenBank genome assembly. Lineage: Eukaryota; Dinophyceae; Prorocentrales; Prorocentraceae.
AUGGCGCGGGAGGGCACGCCGAGUUGGCGUCCCAAGAAGUCAGCAGCGGAGCGGAAUGCUGCCCGGCAGGCUGCAAAGGGCGCGGCCGACCGUGCAGUCCUGAAGCUCCAGCAGGAGACUGCAGUUCUCAUUCGCGAGUACACCGGCCUCAAGGAGGCAGUUGCUUUGCUAGUCGGCGACGCUGAGGUUGGUGACAGGGUUGUUGCGCUCAUCCCCGCACUCUCGGCGCGGCUUGCGGGCCGCGUCCCUGGGCACACCGACCAGCUGAGGCGCAAUGUCGCGCUUCGCGCAGAGGUUCCUGCUGGUGAAGAAGUAGCUCGGGCAUCGGCACAGCAGCUCCGUAAAUGGCAGCAUGGAUCUCGAUUGGAAGUUCGUCAUCCUAGCCAUCGUGAGCAGUGUCAGGAGGUAGUUCCCGACAGUGCACGGGCAGCACCAGACAGGCCAGUUGUGGUGGAUGAGGACAAGCCCGCCGUCCAGGUUGCGGGCAGGGAGGAUCCUUGUACCACGUGUUCGCCAAGGCAGGAGGUUCGUGGCACAGCUGUGCUGGAGGGCCAGGUCGGGGUUUCACGUCUCACUCGUGGUGAAUUGUUCUCGAGACUCCGCAGUGCAGCAGUUCAUCCAGUUUCGGUUGCUGUGCUCCCGCCUUCUGUUAUUGUGGCUAGCGUUCUUGAACGGUUCCGUGAGCAGCUCUAUGCUGCGAAGUGGCUGUCGCUGGAUACUUCGUGCGAGUUUGGCCAUGCGAAGGGCAUGCUGUGCACCUGUGGUGCCGCGCUUUUCUCUGGGUUGAGCUGCGUGCGUAUUCCGCGGCUGCAGGAGCCGCUCAGUGGAGCAGAGAUUGAUUCCUGCAGGGGUCGAAGUUCGUCCAGCAUUUCUCCGCCGUUGUCGAGCAGGAUGCCCCUCCUGCAGGAUGCCGACGUCGAGGCGAAGCUCGUGGCGGACGUCGUCGUGGGCGUCUCCGAGGAGGCGCUCGCGGGGCGGCUGGGCGCGCUGGUGGAGGGCGCCGAGCCCGCGGUCGAGCUGAAGGGCGACCUGGCGGCGCUGCCCGUGCGGCAGGGCGCGUUCGAGGAGAGCGCCGAGGCCAAGUGCGAGCUGGAGGUGCUCUCGCAGCGGCCAUGCGCGCUGGGGGCGGCCUCGGAGCAGCUGGUCUCGCAGGAGGGCGACCUGGCGGCGCUGUCCGAGCAGCGGGGCGCGCUGGCGGAGGGCGCCGAGCCCAUGGGCGAGCGGGAGGUGCUCUCGGAGCCGCUGAAUGCGCUGGAGGCUCUGUGCGAGCAGAGGGAGGCGAAGAUGGCCUCUCGCCGCGCGUGCAGCGAGAGCUUGUUCUACUUCCUGGACGAUUUCACGGUGGCUGCGAUGAUGUGCGUGGCCAUUGGGCCCAAGUCGGGAGUUGAGUCUCUCCUGAGCUCGGCCGAGGCCCGCUUCAUCGACGUCAGCCCCGGUAGUGUAGGCUGGCCCGAUGCCGAGGAGCGUGAGCGUAUCCUCGAGGGCCGCUUGCAGGUCGUCCAGAUGCCGAGGGGCGUGCGCGACGGCAGCAAGAGCUCGGCGUCCUGGAGAGCAUGGGCCAAGGAGGCCGAGCAGAAGGGCGGCAGGCACGCCCGCUGGUUUGCCAGGGCAGCGCCGCCCCCGCAGGUUGUGGACCCUGACACUGGUAGCCUCUUUCUGGACAUCGCCAAGUUCUACGGGAACCUGCGGCACGACGUCCUGUGGCGGUGUGGAGUCGAGCAUGGCAUCAACCUGCGGGUACUUCGAGGUCUGCUCGUGCUCUACCAGAGCCCGCGUUUCAUCUGCUUGGUAGGCCUGGCCACCGAGUCGUUCAGCACAAAAGGCGCGCGUCUGGCGGGCUGCGUGUGUGCCACUACAGUGGCCAAGCUGCCUGUGCUUGGGGCGCUUCGCGCCGCCUCGGCGGGUGGCAUACCACUGGUAGUCGCUCGCAACGUCGCCGACGACAUUGCGCUGCAGGCCGUCGGCACUGAGCGGUUGGUCGCCUCCCAACUUGGCAGCGCUGGGCUGAAAGUGGCUCGCAUCCUCCGAGAUCAGCAUCUUCCCCUCAGUGCUGCCAAGACCACCUUCCUCGCCUCGAGCCCCAGCCUGGGGCGGCAGCUUGGCGAGUACUGGAAGUCGCAGGGCUGGGCUUUCCGUGAGACCUUGCAGGCCAGGAACCUCGGCACGGACGCCGUCAUCACGAGGCGAGGGGUGCAUGAGGGCCGAGUGCGAGCUGCUGGAGCCCUUCGCCGUGCGCGCAGGCUGGGCUGCCUUCGCGCCGCUGGCGUGGAGGUGGACCUGAUCCACAAGGCUGGGCCCACGGCCAGCAUGGCGUGGGGCCGCGCGGUCACGGGCAACGCGGACGGCGAGCUGCACAGGCCGCGCAUGCGCUGCGCCGAGCUGAGGCGGAGGCGCGACCUGGAUCCAGCGGUCCUCACGGCCGGCCACUCAGUCCAGAUGCUGGCGGGCCUGCUGCAGUCAGGCGAGCUGCCGCUCAGGAUGAUGGCUCGGGGGCUAGAGGCUGCAGCGACCAGGCGCGCCAGUGCCGACACGCCGUGGAAGCACUGUGCCUCGCCCAUCGACGCGGUGGUGCUGACCCUCGCGCGGAUCGGCUGGCACUUCAAGUCUGAGCUGUGCCUGGUCACGGACCUCGGCGAGAAGCUCGAUCUCACGCUCCUUGGGCCUCGGGAGUUGGGCUUUGAGGCUGGCCGCGGUGCUCGGCGUGCCUCAGAUCGCCAUGAGAUGCGGAAGCUUAGCCACGACCCCCUCUUGCAGCGGCCGCUGUGCUGGGGCGCCAUCGGACAGCUGCUCGGGCCAGGUAGCGAGCUGAGCGUGAGGGAGCAGAACGCGCUGGGUGCCUACAUCUCCAACACGCACUGGACGAAGGCCAGGCUCUUUGACGCUGGGAGUUGUGCUGAGCGGGCGCGGGCCCUAGGCGAGUGCGCUGACGAGAACUUCGCCCGCUGCUGGCUGCCCGCGCCAGAGCCGCCGCAGGGCCGCCGCGCGGAUGCCAUGAGUGUUUGGUGGAUUCGCAGGCCAGCCGACGAUGAGCUCAACGGCGCGCUGUACCUCGAUGGGUCGGCGCUCGAGCCGCAGUUCGGAGCCCUGCGCCGCGCGGGCUGGGCCAUUGCCCAGUGCGACGACGACGGCAACCUGGUCGCAGGAGUGCGCGGCUCAGUCAUGCGAGACCUUUGCCUGCAGCAGACGGCCAAGGACGGUGGGGACUUCGCAGUUUGGAUGCUCGCCAACUAUGCGGGGCCAGCGGUGGAGAAGGUCAACAUUGAUAGCAGCGCCACGGUGGCAUGCCUGCGGCGUGGGCGCGCGUGCGCCGCAGCACCCAGCAGGUCCAACGUCCACCUGUGGAGCAGGAUCCUGGCGGCCUUCGAGCCAGGUGUCUUCGCGGUGGGGAAGGUGCCAGCCCACUGCUCGCGGCAGGCAGUGCUCGACGGGCUCCUGGCGGAGGCCCAGAGGCGCGGCAACGAGCGCGCAGACCGCCUAGCCAAGAUGGGGGCCCAGCUGCAUGCUGUGGACAGGCAGACGGUCGGCGAGCACCACGCGCUGGCGGAGAUCGUGCGGGAGCUUGGGCGCUGGAUCUGCCAGGCCGCCAUCAUCUGGCAAGGCAUCGCGGCCGAGGAUUGCGAAGGGCUCCCUCCUGCUGCCGAGCGGCGCCAGGUGCGGUUCGCUGCUGCCGAGGCGCCCCAGGUAGCUGGCGAGGCCGCCGACGAUGGCGCUCGGGCCAAGCGACCGCGCCUGGAGAGCGCCCGCUCGACGGGCAGCAUUUCGGCCGCCCUCUCGGCCAGCGCCGUCGCCUUCAGCAUUCCGGGGCACGCCCUGUCCUACGCCUGUGCUGGUGAAGGCGAGGGCACCCAGGAGAUCGCGGCCUGCUCCAAGUGCGGCGCGUACAUGGUGUUGGGCGGUCGCUCUGGUGUGAAGCCUCGCCUCAAAGAGCGGUGCACAGGCGACAAGACGGACAAGUCAGGCAGGAACCAGCGCAGCCUGUGGUCGCGGGGGCUCCAUCCUGGAGGCAGGCCGCGAGCUGCCAAGCAGAGGGCGAAGGGAGAGGGCCCCCAUGCUCUGCGCUCGCAGGGGCCAGUGCCGGGACACGCCCAGGAGCGGUGCCUGGAGUGGCUCGGCGUCGCAGCAGAGCCAGCAGCUGGCGCGUCGACCGCAGCGAGCAGUGCAGGCAGCGCCCCAGCGGCUGCCGCGGCGCCUGGGGCCGCCACGGAGGGCCAGGGCGAGCCUCCGACGGCUGAGCGCGCAGCAGCUGCCGCCGCCAGCCAGCCUCAGCAGCGACCGACUACGGCGAGAGCUGGGCUCCUCGGCGCGCACGGGAUCACCGAGGAGGAGAUCUCCGCCGCGGCCAGCACGGCGGUCGACGCCCAGGAGAGCCGCAGGGUGCGCCGCCGUCUGGCGCGCCGCGGCGCUCCGUCCGAGAGUUCAGGAUCCAGGGGCUAUCGGCUGGCCAUCUGGCAGAGCGGGUACCUCAGGGAGGACGGGGGCGGCAAGUGGGCCUGCGUGGUGGGCUUCGAGUGCAAGGCCACUUCUUCCUCGGAAAGACGCACUAUGUACGAUGGCCGCUGGCUCUGGCGCGAGGGGCGAGGACGACCUCCGCACGCAGUGCGCGCUGCACGGGAAGCUGCGCAGCCUCGACUGUCUCCAAGACGACGGCGCGCGCGCGGGCCAGCGAAGUUUCAGCACCGUCGCACCU